Messenger RNA from Rotaria sp. Silwood2, 456 nucleotides. The record is from the annotation of a GenBank genome assembly. Lineage: Eukaryota; Metazoa; Rotifera; Eurotatoria; Philodinida; Philodinidae.
AUGUCUCUCAUCAUGCAAUUUUCAUUGAUUUUACUUAUUGUGUUGAUAACAUUAACAUAUGCUGAUAUUAAUCCUGCACUUGUGUCUUCGAAACCAAACAUUAUUAUUAAACCAAGAUGUCCUUUAUUUUUCUGUUUAAUCAGAUGUAAAAGAUAUAUAUAUCGAAAUAAUUGUCCAACAUGUGAAUGUAAUCCAUGUGUAUUUGGUAAUCCUAUUUGGAAUGUAGCAUGUGGUGGAGGAGAUCGUCAAUGUGCAUUUAAAGGUGGUAUAUGUAAACAUGAUCAACGGGCAGAUAAAAUGUAUUGUUGUCCAAAUGAACAUGAAGGAUGUUGUCCAUAUACACCAAGUAAAUUAUUUCCAUGCUUUUCAAGUUGCAAGUCUGAUAGUUACUGUCAACCAGGACAAAAGUGUUGUGGAGCAUGUCCGCGUCUAUGUGUUGAUGCAGUUAUACCGUAG